Molecule: messenger RNA, 732 nt
Organism: Triticum turgidum subsp. durum (durum wheat)
Lineage: Eukaryota; Viridiplantae; Streptophyta; Magnoliopsida; Poales; Poaceae
Source: the annotation of a GenBank genome assembly
AUGGCUGCCGUGACCACCGCCUCCCUCUGCCCCGGCCUCGGCAAGCCCCGCCAAGGCCACGCGAAGCCGCCGAGAACGACGGUCUGCCAUUGCCUCCCUGCUCGGAGGGCGGAGGAGGGGGUGAAUCGGCGGGACGCCCUGCUCGGCGUCCUCCUCUCCGCCACCGCCGCGUUGUCGGCGCCGCUGCUCGUCCCCGCCGAGGCCUUCGCCGAGACCGCCGAGGCGCAGGAGGGGUUCACCGCGUACGAGGACGAGGCCAACAAGUUCACCCUCGUGAUUCCACAAGGCUGGCAGGUCGGUGCAGGUGAACGCAGCGGCUUCAAGAACGUGACGGCGUUCUUCCCCGAGCAAAACCCCAACUCCAGCGUCAGCGUCGUGAUCACCGGGAUCGGGCCGGACUUCACCAGCCUCAAGUCCUUCGGUAGCGUCGACGAGUUCGCCGAGAACUUGGUGACCGGCCUGGACAGGAGCUGGCAGAGGCCGGCGGGGCUCGCCGCGAAGCUCAUCGACUCCAAGGCAUCAAACGGCCUGUACUACAUCGAGUACACGCUGCAGAACCCCGGCGAGAAGCGCCGCCACAUCGUCUCCGCCAUCGGGAUGGCCUUCAACGGCUGGUACAACCGGCUGUACACGGUGACAGGGCAGUACAUCGACGACGAAGAGGAGUCAGCCAUAUACAAGCCUGAGAUAGAGAAGGUGACAUCUUCUUGGAUUGAAUCUACCUCCUGCUAG